Messenger RNA from Perkinsus marinus ATCC 50983, 1160 nucleotides. RefSeq lists its product as hypothetical. The annotation marks the transcript as partial. The transcript is spliced from 7 exons. The record is from RefSeq and is a predicted model, not a curated record. Lineage: Eukaryota; Perkinsozoa; Perkinsida; Perkinsidae.
AUCGAGGACUUUCCGAUCAAACCGAUGCCAAGACCGAGGCCUCUAAGCCUCCGACUACAUCUUCUGUGGCGGAGCCGGCAACUGAGACUGAAGCGAAGAGGAUAAAUGCUGCAGUGAUCAAUGGCAGGCGCACGUCCGCCGUUCCGUCGAUGAAGCCAGGGUGCAAGGAGGUCGCUCCCGAGAGGAUGUCUAAGAUGAAUCAGGAAGUCGAAGAUAACGCCGUUAAUGAGCUGAAUUCUGAGCUGAAAGAGCUUCUUCAAGAAGCCCGCCUUAGCGAGGAGCGAUAUAAUUGCAUCAAGCGUGAGCUAGCCUUUAUCUGGGCAGAGACUCGAUGCCGUUUGGCUCCACUCCUAGUUGAGAUUGAUACACUUCGCGACCUCAAUCGCAGCAGGAGUGGCCUCAUCGCUGAAGCCAAGAGGCUAGUCCAUUCCUUAAGAGAGGAAUUGUUGGACAAGGAGAUUUCCCUCAGACAACUUCAAAACGAGAAGGAGCAGCUCGAGCUGGAUCUCAGACUCGUUGACGAUGAUGCUCGCUUUUUCGAAGAAGAGUUGACUAGAUUACAGACAAGAGUCGAGAGAGCUCAAGCAGAAGCCGACGCAACCUUCAUUCGUGAAGAGAUGGCCAAUCUGGAGGCUGGUGGAGGAGAUGAAGAUGAUGAUGAAUAUGGGGAUGCUAGUGAAGAAGAAGAUGAAGACGACGACGAAGACGAAAAUGAAGACAAGGACAAAGAAGAAGAUAAUGAUGAUGAUGAUGAUGACGAAUAUGAUGAAUGUGAGGAGAAUAGCAGCGAGGAAGAAGAGAUAGAUAACUACGAGUGCGACGAAGAUAACAGCAGCAGUGACCUCGCUGGAAACUCUGGAAUCGCGGCCCGUAAGAAUCUGGAGCAGUUCCUCGAGAUGAUGAUGGAGUUGGAACAGCUCAAGCUUGAAGCCCAAGCUGCUGAUGAAUUGAACCAGCUCGCCGAGGCACGAACUCGAUUGCUUUACGGCGAUCGUAAACUUGCGUUCCCCUCUGGUUUCGUGUCUCCCAGUAUGUUGAAGAGAAGCGUUCUCCGUCAGGCGCUGGAAAAGGACGAGUCUGUGCGAUUGAAUGUAUUCGAGAAGAAACUUAAGCACCAUAAUGAGCGGCAUAACGAGAACGAUGGAACCAAAGAUAAGUAA